Messenger RNA from Cryptosporidium ubiquitum, 1779 nucleotides. RefSeq lists its product as uncharacterized. The coding region runs from base 1 to 1779 and encodes 592 amino acids. NCBI's taxonomy places the organism in Eukaryota, Apicomplexa, Conoidasida, Eucoccidiorida, Cryptosporidiidae. The transcript has a single exon. The record is from RefSeq and is a predicted model, not a curated record.
AUGGGCUCAGAUUGUUCCAAGUCAAAAAAUGAUUCUGUUUCGAAAGGAAAUACCAAUAUAGUUAAAAAAAACUCUAAUGAUGGUGUUAAUUCGAAUAAAAAUAGAAUAAGCCAGGAUUCAAGUAAUAAUGGAAAUCAUGAACAAACUAAGAAUAAAAAGGAUAACCAUAAGAUUUUGGAAGUUCCACAAUUCACCAGUAAAGCUGUUAAAGAAAGAAUCCCAAGACCAUGGAGAUCUUUAGAAGAUCUAACUUUUCAAUGGAAAGAGCUUGAUGUUAAAGGUUCUCAUUUUAAAGUUAGAUAUAUUACACCAAAUAUGUUCUUUAAUCUUUGGGCUCAAUCAAAAAAUUCGAAUCCAUUUGGAAAUUAUGGUAUUACUUUUGUUGAUUCUCAAAGUUUUUAUUAUGAUGUUAAAGUAUUGGAAGCCAAUAGUGAAGAAGAAGAAGCAAUGGCUAGAUUAGCUUCAAAAGGAGCAUUGAUGAAAAAAACUGUAAUAGGAGCUUUGCAACCUUUUAGAAGCUUUUCAAAACAGAGUACCACAAUUUAUGAAACUAGUAAUGAAUUGGCCUUUAAAAAAAUUAAUAGUACCAAAUACUCUGAUGCUAUAUUAAGAUACUCAAGAACAAUAAAUACUUGGCUUCUUGAGCAAAUUAAUAAUAAAGUUGUUGUUCUUUUCGAUCACCUUUGGGAAGGGAAUGCUUCAAUAAGAGGUGAUCGUGUUUCACAUGAAUCACAAACUUUUCUUGAUAUUAUGAGUUGCUGUUCAUGUAGACCUGAGCGUAUUUUCAUCUUAGCUGGAGGGUUUGCUUCACUUAGUCCAAGAUAUGAAGGAUGUAUCGACGAGAAUCCAAUCUGUUCGGAAUUCUCUGAUAAUAAUUUACCAUCCAGAUUUGCAUGUGAAUCUAUUCCUCUGUUUCCGGUUCUCACUCAUUUUUGUGUUUUUACAUGUGAUAUAGGAAUUCUCGCACAUAAUGAUUGGGAUAAAAGUAAAGAUAGAUUCAAUAUAACCAAAAUUGUGAAUUUAACUAAUUAUCCAGAUAUCUUUAAAUUCCCAAAAAGUUCUAAGAUCAAAUAUUACAGUGUUCCAUGUUAUAAUACAGAAAGUCCUGAUUAUUGGGGAGUAGUCAAUAUUAUAAGGCAAGCACAUCAUUUUCGGAAAUCUGUAUUAUUAGUAGAUUCCUCUGGUGAUUAUCACUCACUGAAUAUUGUAGCUUUAUUCUUAAUUGAAUUAGGAUAUAAACCAUCAGAAGUUGUUAAAUACAUCACAGAAAGAAGAUUUGGAUUUAGCUUUGAUGGUUUUAUUCUUGACCUAUUUGAACAGGUUUACGAGAAAACUCAAUCAACUCCUGAAAAACUUCGUCCUGUUAGACCUCCAAUUAAAUUUCCAACUGAUAAGAUUAGUAAUCAUGAAGUUGAGAAAAAGAUAGUUGAUGCUGUUGAAAAUAUUUUUUCAGAAGAAACUUUAAAUGGCAAAGAAGGAAGCUAUGAAUGUCUUAAAAAUGUUGUAAUUCUGCUUAAAAAUGUUAUCUCUUUUCCAAAUAAUCCAUUCUAUAGAACUGUCAGUCUUGAAAAUGAGAUCUUUAAAAACUCGGUUGGCAAAUUUAGUCAAGGAAUUGAAAUUCUUCGAAUUUCUGGUUUUGAAAUAGUUGAAAAAGACAAUGAUAAGAAGAUAAAGCUUCCAAUUGAAGCUAAUAUUAACUUGUGCAAAUUUUCCUUAUCUUGUUUGUACCAAGAAAUUGCGAAGCACUCUUUCAAAAAUAAAGAGCACCGUAUCUUGUAG